This is a messenger RNA of Drosophila busckii, 863 nucleotides long. RefSeq lists its product as uncharacterized. The coding region runs from base 93 to 767 and encodes 224 amino acids. Gene Ontology annotation, biological process: double-strand break repair via nonhomologous end joining; DNA recombination; positive regulation of ligase activity. The record is from RefSeq and is a predicted model, not a curated record. NCBI's taxonomy places the organism in Eukaryota, Metazoa, Arthropoda, Insecta, Diptera, Drosophilidae. Gene Ontology annotation, cellular component: DNA ligase IV complex; nucleus; DNA-dependent protein kinase-DNA ligase 4 complex. Gene Ontology annotation, molecular function: DNA binding. The transcript has a single exon.
GAGGUCACUGUGUUGCUUUCAACACACUUGAAAGCCGCCAGAUCUGACGAUAAAAUAGCUUAAUUGCCCAAACUGUUCAGUGGUACGUAGGAAUGUCUGAAAGUGAAUAUCUUGUUAAAGUUUUGCAAAGACAAAAGCUUGAGCAGAAGCAAGAAGAUGUCAAGCGCCAUAUAUAUGUGCACUCCAAGUGGCUGGAAGACGCAACCGAAUUGGAAUUUAUGGUGUCUUGUGGAAAUUCUUGCUACAGAGCAGUUUUAAAACAUGAUGAAAUUCGGGUAGCUGCCGACGAACUGGAACAGCCUUACGACGAGUUUUUUAAGGAAUGCAAGCAGGCACUCACCACACAGUUGGGUGUUCCGGGCUUUGACUACGACAUAGAUGAGGAUGAGUGUAUUUUUAAGUUACUGAAAUGCACGGGCUUUGAGACGCUCUACCUGGAUGUGGCACUUCGUCGAGUUACCGACUGCACUCGAAUGUUGGAUGCUGCUAUUGAAUUAUCAAAGAGAGCCCCAGGCGACGAUGUCAACGCUGUUGAGGAGGAGACCAAGGCGAAACAAAUAUUGGCCGAGUACGAAAAGUUCGUAGAGACGAGCAGAUUAACGGAGCAGAAGAUGUUAAAGAAGUUCCUGCUGCUUAUUAAUGCAAAAAAGGAGAGAAUUAAUGAGCUGGAAGGAAAGCUAAGAAUUUCAGAGAAAUCAGAUCAGGAACAGGAGGAGGACGAUGAAAACUAUAUGGACGCCACCCAAGCGUUAACACAACAACUUUAAUAACAGUCUUGCCAAAAUACUUUUUGUGAUAUUCAGUUUAUGCAUAGUCUUCGUUGCUUUUUGGUUAAAUUUUCACUUGUAUUUUGCAUUUCAUCU